Molecule: messenger RNA, 3590 nt
Organism: Uranotaenia lowii
Lineage: Eukaryota; Metazoa; Arthropoda; Insecta; Diptera; Culicidae
Exons: 11
Coding region: 62-3391 (1109 amino acids)
Source: RefSeq, a predicted model, not a curated record
AUACUGUCCGUAUCAGUCGAGCAUUAGAUCUCGUGUGAAGUGGUUCCAAAUUUCGGUUACAAUGAGCAGCACCGCCUCCGAAAAUCCAAUCGUCGAAACGCAAUACGGACCAAUCCGAGGAGUCAAAAAGUUGGCCGCUACCAAGGUUGAAUACUUCAGCUUCCAACGUAUUCCGUACGCGAAAACACCCAUUGGGGAGCUUCGGUUUAAGGAUUCUCAACCUCCCACACCAUGGACAGAACCGUUGGAUUGCUCGAUUCAGGGACCCCCUAGCUGGCAGUUCAGCAAACUACAGAACAAAUGCAUCGGCAGUGAAGACAGUUUGCAUGUUAAUGUUUUUACAAAAAAUCUUGAUAAAAACAAUCUUCUGCCGGUGAUGUUGUACAUUCAUGGAGGGGCAUACAUGAGGGGUUCCAGUGGGGUGGAGAUGUACGGGCCCGAUUAUCUGAUACAGAAGGAUGUUGUUUACGUAUCGUUCAACUACCGGAUCGGAGCUCUAGGCUUCAUCUCAUUCGACUCCCCUGAGCUGGAUCUACCGGGCAAUGCCGGGUUGAAAGAUCAACUUCUGGCCAUGCGCUGGGUGGUGGCAAACAUCGCCAAUUUCGGGGGUGAUCCACAGAACAUCACCCUGUUUGGAGAAAGUGCGGGCGGAUGUUCCGUUCACUAUCACAUGGUUUCGAAACAAUCCGAGGGGUUGUUCCAGCGGGCGAUCGUUAUGUCCGGAUGCGUUCUUAACAAUUGGUCCGUGGUUCCAAGGAGGGGGUUUGGUGAACGCUUGGCUAAGUUGCUGGGCUGGAAUGGACAGGGAGGCGAACGAGGGGCUUUGGAAGUUCUGAAGAAGGCCGAUCCAGAGGACAUCGUCAAGCAACAGGCCAAUCUGCUAACAGAGAAUGAAGCCAAGAACGGAAUUUUGUUUCCGUUCGGACCAGUUAUAGAACCUUUUGUCAAAUCAAACUGCUUCAUUCCGAAGAAUCCCAUCGAGAUGUGUCGAGAAGCGUGGAGCAAUCGGCUGGACAUUCUCAUUGGAGGUAACUCCGAAGAAGGUCUGUUUUGUUUGGAUGGAAUCAAGCAAAACCCAUCCAUAAUGACCAGCCUGGAUAACUUCGAAUACCUGGUACCGUUAGAGUUGGAUUUAGUAAGAACUUCCCAGCGCUGCAAGGAACUGGGUAAGCGGCUGAAGACAUUUUACUACGGAACAACUGAGCCUUCGUUCGAGAAUAAGGACGGAUACUUAACGCUUAUGACCGAUAAGCUGUUCUGGCAUGGACUCCACCGAACGCUUUGUUCCAGAGUUAAUUCCAAAACGGAGGCCAAAACUUAUAUUUAUCGGUUCUCGGUGGAUUCCGAAAAAUACAACCACUACAGAAUCUACUUUUGUGAUAAAAAUGUUCGAGGAACGGCCCACGCGGACGAUUUGUCGUACGUUUUUAAAAAUGCAUUCGAUGAUGUCCCACCGAAGGAUUCGUUCGAGUAUCGUGUUAUGUUGAAUAUGAUUGACCUACUAACGACAUUUGCUUCGAAUAAUGGAAACCCUAAUGGAGGUGCCACCAACGAUUGGGAACCUGUUGGGCGCGAAAUAGUUCCGUACAAAUGUUUGAACAUCACCAACGAUGGGCUGGAGUUUAUCGACUUACCCGAACGGGAUCGAAUGCAGUUGUGGGAUUCGUUGUACAGCAAAGAUCAAUUCUUGGGUCUGCGUAGUCACUGCGUUGAGCUGACGAGAAAAAAAAUCCAAACCCAACCUGAUAUAAUAACUGAAGCAGCAAUGAGUGUGCAUAAUAAUAAUCUUACCAUUGAAACACAGUAUGGACCGGUGCGGGGCAUCGAGAAGGAAUCCUUAUUGGGACAGAAAUACCUCAGCUUUCAGGGGAUUCCGUACGCCAAACCUCCCGUCGGUGAACUUCGAUUUAAGGCACCUCUGGAACCGGAACCAUGGACCGAAGUGUUCGACUGCAGCCAACAGUGUCUCCCAUGCUACCACCUGGAUCGCCGCAUCCAGAAGAUCGUCGGGUCCGAAGAUAGUCUUCGCUUGAAUGUGUUCACCAAAGUUAUCGAUACCAAGAACCCACUACCGGUAAUGGUAUACAUCUACGGAGGUGGCUUUAGCGAAGGAACCAGCGGAACCGAACUGUAUGGUCCAGAUUUUCUGGUAACGAGAGACAUAGUUUUGGUCACCAUCAACUAUCGCACCGGAGCGUUGGGAUUUCUUUGCUGUCAAUCGCCGGACGAUGGCAUACCCGGCAAUGCCGGGCUAAAGGAUCAACGAAUGGCGAUAAAGUGGGUGAAGCAGAACAUUGCUGCCUUUGGUGGUGAUGCUAGCAAGAUCACGGUGUUCGGACAUAGUGCAGGAGCUGCCUCGCUUCAUUACCUGCUGAUAUCCGAUGCCUGUAAGGAUCUGUUCCAAAGAGCUAUUGUAAUGUCGGGAAGUAUCUACGGUAGCUGGGCUUUGACACAGCAGCGAAAUUGGGUAGAAAAAUUGGCAAAAGCGUUAGGGUGGGAAGGACAAGGAGGUGAAUCGGAUGCACUGAAAUAUUUACAAACUGCCAAACCGGAAGAUAUCGUUGAGCAUCAGGAGAAGUUGUUGUCUCCUCAGGAUAUGCAGGAUCAUAUUUUUGCCGCCUUUAGUCCCACUAUUGAGUCGUACCAAAGUGAGUGUUGUAUCAUUCCAGAAAAUCCUCUGGAAAUGGCUCGGAAAGCAUGGAGCAAUAAGAUCGAUAUUAUGAUUGGAGGAACAUCCGAAGAGGGUUUGAUGAUGAUGCAAAAGGCCAAACUUCAGCCAGAAGCGCUGGAACAUCCACAUUUGUUUGUUGGAACCGUUCCAGCCCGGUUGAACAUCUCGCUAGAGCAAAGAAUGCUUUUUGCAACACAACUGAAGCAACAAUACUAUCCCGAUAGUGCUCCAUCAUUGGAAAAUUAUGCUGGCUAUGUCAAUAUGAUGACCGACAACGUUUUCUGGCACGCAUUGCAUCGAACUAUUUUGGCUCGGGCGAACUACGCUUCGCAGUCCAGGACCUAUAUCUAUCGUUUCUGCGCUGAUUCCGAAUACUUCAACCACUAUCGGAUUAUGAUGAUUGACCCUAAACUGCGUGGAACAGCUCAUGCUGAUGAGCUGUCGUAUCUGUUCAGCAACAUAACCGGACAAGUUCCUCCGCCGGAUUCGUUCGAGUAUCGGGCACUCCAGACAUUAGUCGAUGUUUUCACGACUUUUGCCAGCAAUGGAAAUCCAAACUGCGAACGGACAAAGGAUGCUACUUGGGAACCACUGAAGCUGGGUAAUCGCAAUUGGAAGUGUUUCAACAUUGCCAACGAUGGGAUAUCGUUCAUAGAUUUUCCUGACUCCAGUAGGAUGGCUCUUUGGGAUUCAUUCUAUGUAAAUGAUGAUUUGUUUUGAACUCAUGUUUUUGAAGAAAUAAUUUUCAUGUUACACAUUGAUCCAAUCUUACGGACUAAAUGAAAAGAUUAUUUAGCAUAUCGUUAUUUUCAAGUUUCUAAGAUGUGAAAAUCAACAGAAAAUAUGGAGGUAAUGCAAUGAUUUCUUUUCUUCGCUAAGAUAAAGAAAAAUAAAAAGUUACAAACCAUAGUUACGGUUC